Molecule: messenger RNA, 1329 nt
Organism: Hibiscus syriacus
Lineage: Eukaryota; Viridiplantae; Streptophyta; Magnoliopsida; Malvales; Malvaceae
Product: sufE-like protein 1, chloroplastic/mitochondrial
Exons: 1
Coding region: 193-1224 (343 amino acids)
Source: RefSeq, a predicted model, not a curated record
UCUUCACUUUCACAAAGGCAUCUCCUCCCCAGGUCAGCUAUUUCUUCGUUUUCAUUUCAAAUGAUUUGAGAUUCAUUUAGCUUUUUGUUCUUUUGAGUACGAAUAAUCUAGACUAUUGAGGGUGAAACUUUGGUUUAUAAGGUGGUUCGGUUCCCCUCGUCUUUUCUGCGCUUUUUUAAACAUCCAAGAAACAUGGCAUUAUAUUCCUUCUCUUCUGCUCGCUUUUGCUCUUCCAAAUUCCCAAUCUGUUUCCAUCUACCAAAACCCUCAAAAUUUCCAUUCUUUUCCAACAGAUCCAUCUCUUUCCAAAAGGUCCCUACUAAAUCCCCUCCUCCGCUUCAAUCUAGCUCCACCCAGCUCCAACCCAUGGAAGAAUUCCCUCCUAAGCUCCAAGAAAUCAUCAAGCUUUUCCAAUCAGUCGAAGAACCCAAGGCCAAGUACGAGCAGCUGAUGUUUUAUGGCAAAAACUUGAAUCCCCUCGAUACCCAGUUCAAAACUAAGGAGAACAAAGUCGAGGGAUGUGUUUCUCAGGUCUGGGUCAGGGCUUAUCUUGACGAAGACAAGAAUGUUUUCUAUCAAGCUGAUUCUGAUUCUGUUUUAACCAAAGGGCUCGCUGCUUUGCUUGUUAAUGGAUUGUCCGGAAGGCCUGCCAAGGAAGUUUUGAGGGUUUCUCCUGAUUUUGCAGUGCUUCUCGGGCUGCAACAGAGCUUAACACCUUCAAGGAAUAAUGGGUUUUUGAACAUGUUGAAGUUGAUGCAAAGGAAGGCGCUCGAGUUGCUUAUUGAAGCUGAGAAGGGUGGUGGAUCUUCGGGUAAUGGUCAGAUUGUGAAUGAUGACAGUGAAAAACCUGUUGAGAACACAAAUUCGGAUUCGAAAGUCGAUGAGAACUCACGUGUUGGAUUUGAUUCUGGAAAAAGUAACGAAGAUAGUUGGAGUGGUUUGGGAGGUAGAGGAACGAGAAUCAAGGAGAAGCUGGAGAGGGAACUUAGUCCAAUUGAAUUGGAAGUGGAGGAUGUUUCUUAUCAGCACGCUGGACAUGCUGGUGUGAGGGGAAGUGAUGGGGAAACACAUUUUAAUGUCAGGAUUGUGUCCAAGGAAUUUGAAGGCAAGAGUUUGGUGAAAAGGCAUAGGUUAAUUUAUGGCUUGUUAGAUGAGGAGUUGCAGACUGGACUGCACGCCUUGUCUAUAGUGGCAAAGACACCAUCUGAAGUUGAAGCAAAUUGAAGAGAUGUUCCAUGACUAGAGAAAAAGUUAGGUUCUUUUUUAAUACAUUUUGAUAUGCUUCUCUUUGGAAGUUUUCCAAAGGUGCUUGAUUGAGAAAUGGGAUUA